This is a messenger RNA of Bombyx mori (domestic silkworm), 2345 nucleotides long. RefSeq lists its product as uncharacterized. The transcript has 2 exons. Gene Ontology annotation, biological process: regulation of transcription by RNA polymerase II. Gene Ontology annotation, cellular component: nucleus; transcription regulator complex. The record is from RefSeq and is a predicted model, not a curated record. Bases 1288 to 1809 code for a protein of 173 amino acids. Lineage: Eukaryota; Metazoa; Arthropoda; Insecta; Lepidoptera; Bombycidae.
UUAAAAUUACAUAAAAUACCAUUUUAUUUAUUUAUUUAUUGUUAACACAGAAGUAGAAACACAAUCAUAAUUUGCUACUGUGCUUGAACUAGGUGAUAAAACCUGUAUCUCAAGCAGCAGUAUAUCAACUCUUUAAUCCUUUUAGUGUUUUGGGGAUGACGGGGAAGGGAAGAUCUUUCACUAGUGUUUUGGGGAUGACGACGGAGGGAAGAUGUUCUACCGAGCUGGUAAUAUUGCUAGGUAGACCGACGGUCCGUAUGUUGUUGUUCGGAACUUGUAUAUAUGCGAACUUAUCUUGAGAAUGUCGUAAGCGAGAUUCAGGCGUCUGUCAAAUAUCUAGCCACAGUGCUGAGCUUGUUGUACAUGUUUUGCAGAAAUUCAUUUUUUUUAUAAGGGAUUGUAUGACCUGGUUACUAAGACCUUUAGGUCAUGUCUUAUUUUAAUUUAUAUUCUUAUUUUUAUGAAAAAUGAUAAUAUGGAGUGAAAUUAAAUGAAGAUGAUUAAUUUGAGACAUUAAAUCAACUGGGAUGAAAUUAAAUGAAAUGAGAUGAGCUGAUGAUAUGAGAUGAAAUAUAAUCUCAGUAAAAUAGUGGUCAUUUAUUGAGAUUUUUUCAGUGGAAUUUUUGGAGAAUCUCGAGAAGUUACGUCCAGCGGCUUUGUUUCAUUUUCCCUCAAAUGUGAACUUUCACAGAUAUGAAACAGUUAAUAAACCACAUUUAUUACACAUUUAAACUUGAAGAAACACUAAAUAGACAAAAUAAAACAAAUCACACAAAUUCACUCUUCGCGUUCCCACCAAAAAGUCCUGGAGAAAUUGCAAAACAAUAUACUUUUUAAAAGUGCCUUAUAAAAAAUAAAUUCAAAUAGUAAUGCUAAAUUCACAUCAAAAUUAUUUAUUUUAGGUUAUUUACAAACGCUAUUAACUUAUUAAAAACGUUAUACACGCGCGCCCUAAGACACGUCCGUACAGGUCGAUGCCAAAUACCAAUAAUCAAACUGUGAAAAUAGGCCUAGGCCGCACUACGGUGAAACCGCUGCGGUUAUUAACCGUGUGAGUUUAUGAAACACGAAAACGAAUACAAGCGGCCGCACUUGCGGUUUUUUCCCGCGACUGAUUUUAAAACCGCGAAAUGUUACAAAAUUGUUGCGGAAAAAAACCGCAACAAAAUUUGUAAUCCAUAGAACUAAGUGGUCGCACACGCACUAUGCGUUAACCGCGGGCGGUUUUUGGGCUAGUAUUCGGCCGACUGCCGCAAAGAAUAGUUGUGUUGUCGUCUCGUCACAAUUAUGUCGUCGACCGAGUCGGAGUCUGUUUCAAAUGCAGAGUACGAAAGUUUAUCCCAGAAAAUCAUCGUGGAAGUACAGAAAAGACCAGCUUUAUACGAUACUACUUUGCGUCAAUACAGUGAUAGAAAUGUGAAAAAUAAACUUUGGGAGGAAGUUUAUCACAACGUAGUUAAUAAUUGGAUGACACUGUCGGAGGCUGAGAAAAAAAAGAAGGGUAGUACAAUACAAAAGAAAUGGAAGAAUAUGCGCGACAGUUUUUCUAAAGAAUUAGCUAUACAGCGUGGUAAAUCUGGUCAAGGUGCUAUAAAAAAGAAAAAGUACGUUCAUUUCGAUUCACUGUUGUUUUUGGUACCAUCUUUACAAAAAAGGGAGACUAGCAGUAAUAUCGAAUUUACUUCACAAGAUAACCCUGAUACGGACUUAUCUGAAACCCUUCCACUAAGAAUAGUAAUCGAACCCCAUCCAGUAAGAAGGCUUCCAAAAGCCGAAGUAGCUGUGAAGAUUAUGAACAAAAAUUGUUAAAUUUUUUGAAUACAAAGGAGAAUGCGUGUGAAUAUGACGAAGAUAUAAACUUUUCACAAAUGAUUGUACCAAUGUUACGGAAACUUAAUGACGAUCAGAAACAUUUUGCCAAAGUAGAAAUUAUGAAUAUUUUGCAAAAAGCCAAAUCUUUCUAUCCAUUCGAAACACCAAUUCGUAAUCAAAGACCAAGAUCACAUUUGUCAUUCACGCAAACGUCGUCUCCGCAAUCAUAUUAUACAUAUUCCCCAUCUCCACCUCCAACCAUGCCGAUAAUGCCACCAGUUUCAACACCAGUACGACAGCUUGUGUCAGGACCUGCAAAACAAACCAUCUAUUUGCCACUUAAUACUCCUGUUCCACCAACAUUACAAGCAACCGUGCAUUCUCUUCAAGAACUCGAGCAACAAGAACAACAGUUACAAUAUGCACAAAAUGAACAAGAAGAGCCUACAGCAGCCAAUUAUCUGUCGAAAUUUCAAGAACAAUAAUUUUUAAAAAAAAAUUUACCAAUAAAAAUACCUAUAAAGUACAAUAUA